Messenger RNA from Drosophila subobscura, 1741 nucleotides. RefSeq names its product D-xylose-proton symporter-like 2. Gene Ontology annotation, biological process: transmembrane transport. Bases 49 to 1542 code for a protein of 497 amino acids. NCBI's taxonomy places the organism in Eukaryota, Metazoa, Arthropoda, Insecta, Diptera, Drosophilidae. The record is from RefSeq and is a predicted model, not a curated record. Gene Ontology annotation, cellular component: membrane. Gene Ontology annotation, molecular function: transmembrane transporter activity. The transcript has 3 exons.
ACGCAGAACAUUGUAGUUUUGUGCGGACUGGCGACCAAGGCGGUCAUCAUGCAGACAGAGAGACCAACGGCGACAGCAACCGGCUUCCAGCCUAUACCCAAUGGUGAUCCUGGUGCUCCUGGUGCGGAGGUGCAUCGGGAAAUGAUCUAUCAGACUGGACAGGGCACAUGCUGCAAUCAGGAUCGACGCAAUCAGCCGCAGGCAAAUGCAAUUGGAGCGGCUGCUUUGAUCUUCCUCUCUGGCGGCUUGCACAUUGCCUGGAGCAUUGGCUUUGACAGUCUCUUGGCCGAGCUGGAGGUCAGUUCCCACCUGCGCAUCAGUUGGUUCGUUGCGGCCAUAGUGGGCGCCCUGCUGGGCGGCUUCUUUAGCCAAAGAUUAACGUACAAACAGCUCAUGCAACUUUGCGCCAUGCUCACGGUGAUUGGUGGUGUGGUGAUGGGUGUCAGGAGUUUCAAUGCCAAGGCCAUGUUUGUGGCGAGAUAUUUGAAUGGAUUCGCCAAUGGUCUGGCAUUCGCUCCCACGCUGGCCAUGGCCGGGGAGUUGUCCGUGUACUAUAGGCGGGGCACAACGGCCUCGGCCGGCGAACAGUGGCCCACGGCGUUGGGCAUCUUUGUGCAGAUCGUGUGCAGCGCCAGCUGGGACACGGAGAGUGAGUUCACGGUGGAGCAGUUCCAAGGCGUACUCAGCGCCAUUCUGGGCGUGAUUGCCAUUUGCAUGGCUUGGCUGCUGACCAUCGAAUCGCCGGUGGACAUGCUGCACAGAGGGGACGAACAGGCAGCCAUCGAUGCACUGAGCCGGCUACAUCGUCCCAGAGCGGUCACUGCCGAAACCUACGAUCAGCUGGACAAUCAUCGCACAUAUUUGGCCCACAAUCAGCCAAUGCGGGGACUGAGAGGAUGGACAGAGGCACUGCCCGCGCUGCUGCACUUGUGCCUGCUGCGCGGACUCUAUGCCAUGAGCUCCAGCAUGCUGGUGGCCUACACCCUGAGCUAUACGAGCACCGUUGUCUACCCGGGCAACUCGGGACCAUUCGUGCUCUUCGGCCUCCUGCGACUGGUCGGCAGCUGUGCGAGCGCCUUCGCCCUGGACACGCUCGGCCGGAAGAUUCCCCUGCUGCUGGGUCUGGUAAUGGCUGGCGGACUGGCAGCGGGAGUGGCCAGCAGAUUUGUGGUGAGCGAGCUGCUGCGCGUCAAGGACAUGCGGAUGGCCCUGUGGCUGCUGCUGCUCUACCAGCUGUUUGCGGGCAUUGCCUUUGGCCCGAGCUCCGCUUACCUCUCGGAGGCGUUUCCGCGCAGCGUGAAGCGUCAGUGCAUUGCCUUGGCCUACGCACUGGAGAUGAUCAUUCAGCUGGGCAUUUGUCGUGUGGAUCUCAGUCGAAACAUCGAUGGCAUAGACAAUAUAGCUGGAUUUUUCUUCAGCCUGGCUGCCCUGCUGCUGGCAGAGUUUCUGUGCAGUGUCUGGUGCAUGCCGGAAACAAAAAUGACGACACUGCGGCAGGCACAGAUCAAGUUUCGAAAUUUUGUGGUCUCACAACAAGCCUAAAAGUAGGCAAUUCUCACACACAAGACCACCCCUUAGAUAUAGUUGAAAAUAAAUCUGUAAUCUAUAUAAGAAACACACUGAAGUUCUGUUUCUUGUCUUAUCAAAGUGUUGGCCAGCUCUUUCUCUUCUGUCAGCAUGAAGAGCUAAUUUUAAUUUGAUAUUCGGGGGACUCCGCUUGUCAGAUAAGCAUUUACGACGA